AUGUACGCCAUGAUCCGCCGCGCGGAGCCGCUCCGCCGGCGCGCCGCGUCCGCCGUCCUGGCCGCGCUGCACCACCGCCCGGCCGCGGCUCCCUCCGCCUCCGCCGCGGCGGCCCUCGCGCCGCGGCCGCGGCCGCCGCCGGCGAGCUGGUUCCACUCGUCCCCGGCGUUCCUCGGGUUCCGCGAGACGGGCGCCGCGCGGGCGGGCGCGCGCCCCGAGUUCGCGGCCGACGAGGGGUGGAGCUACGAGGAGGAGAGCAGGCCUGCGGCGGGGGUCAGGGUUGGAGCCAAGGUUGGGGGCGGGGCCAACGAGGAGGGGCUCGAGAUCGCCAAGCUCGGGAUCUCGCACGAGAUCGUCUCCAAGCUCGCUGGGAAGGGCAUCACCAAGCUCUUCCCCAUCCAGAAAGCUGUCCUUGAGCCAGCAAUGCAAGGAAAGGACAUGGUUGGCCGUGCCAAAACGGGGACAGGGAAAACCUUGGCAUUUGGAAUCCCCAUUAUGGAUGCGAUUAUUCGCCAUAACAAAGCUAACUCACCUGGACAGUAUCCCCUGGCGAUAUGUUUGGCACCAACAAGGGAACUUGCAAAACAAGUUGAGAAAGAAUUUGUUGAUUCCUCCAAUCUGGCGACACUCUGUGUGUAUGGAGGAUCUCCGAUUCAGCAACAAAUAAGAGCACUUAGCGGGGGUGUUGAUAUAGUUGUUGGGACACCUGGGCGGGUGAUUGAUCUGCUAAAAAGAGGUACUCUGAAUCUGUCAAUGGUCCAGUUCGUUGUUCUUGAUGAAGCAGACCAGAUGUUGUCAGUGGGUUUUGAUGAAGCUGUUGAGGUAAUCUUGCAAAAGGUGCCUGUGAAACGUCAAACUUUGAUGUUCUCUGCAACAAUGCCACCCUGGAUACGCAAGCUGACAGCCAAGUACCUCAAGAAUCCUGUCGUAGUUGACCUUGUGGGUGAAGAUGACCAGAAGCUGGCAGAAGGAAUUACCCUGUUUACUAUUGCCACGGAGAAACGUGAGAAACCUGCUGUCCUUGGCCAACUGAUUAAGGAUCAUGCUAAAGGCGGUAAGUGCAUCGUGUUUACGCAAACAAAAAGGGAUGCUGAUAAUUUGGCGUAUGCCAUGGGUCGGAGUAUCCAGUGCCAGGCCCUUCAUGGAGAUAUUACACAAGCCCAGAGAGAGAGGACACUUCAAGGAUUUCGCGAAGGGCGGUUUAGUACUUUGAUUGCUACAGAUGUUGCUGCUCGUGGUUUGGAUAUUCCAAAUGUAGAUCUGGUGAUACAUUUUGAAUUGCCAAACAAUUCAGAGAUAUUUGUUCACAGGACUGGCCGUACUGGCCGUGCUGGGAAGAAGGGUACCGCAAUUGCGAUGCACACCUACAACGAAAGCCGAGCUGUCAGGGGGAUUGAGAAUGACGUUGGAGGCAAGUUUAAAGAGCUUCCGAAGAUCAAUGUUGAAGGAUCUGACUUGAUGAUGUCUGGUGGUUUCGAUUCCUACGGAAGUGGAGGCGGUGGUUUUGGUGGGCGUGGUGGUGGCAGUUUCGGUGGGCGUGGUGGUGGCGGCGGUUUCGGUGGGCGCGGCGGUGGUGGUUAUGGCAACUCUUCAAGCCGAGGUGGUGGGUUCGGUGAUUCUGGAGGAUUUGGUCGUUCAGGUGGUGGAUUCAGCCGCUCAGGUGGAUUUGGCGAAUCAGGCUUCGGCCGUUCAGGUGGUGGCGGUGGAUUCGGUGAUUCAGGGUUUGGCCGCUCUGGUGGCGGCGGCGGUGGCGGUGGAUUUGGCGAUUCAGGGUUUGGUCGAUCUGGUCGGUCCAGUGGUGGGUUUGGAGAUUCUGGCUCAGGUGGGUUUGGUAGCGGCUCCGGUGGCUCUGGCUUCAGUGGAUUUGGUAGCUUUGGAAGCAAAAGCUCUUAAAAGAUUAUCCACUGGGUUUGGCAACUCAGCAUAGCCUAGCAACCCUUUAAUUGGAGGAAACUGCCAAACCCAGCCAACUGGAGCUGUGAUGGUUCUUAUCAGAAGAGGUGACUAUUCUUCUUAUUCGGCCAAGGCCGAAUUUCUAGCGCAACAAACACCAUACGCUUGUCUGGAGCUGCCAGCUUUGAAGGCAGCCGGGAAAUAAUCACGAGGCUUUUUUGUGUUCUUUUUCUUUUGUGCUUUCCUGCUGCAAGUUAUUUGCAGUAGGGUUCCUUGUAAUAUAUGCAGUGUGUCUGUUCUUUGCGGAUAACAGUAUUAUAUCUGCUUUUCUUUUUUUGUAGUUUUGUAUUGUAUUAAGCAGCCCUCAGCGGACCUAUCUAAUGACCCGAA
This is a messenger RNA of Lolium rigidum, 2283 nucleotides long. Its product is annotated as DEAD-box ATP-dependent RNA helicase 9-like. Gene Ontology annotation, molecular function: ATP binding; nucleic acid binding. NCBI's taxonomy places the organism in Eukaryota, Viridiplantae, Streptophyta, Magnoliopsida, Poales, Poaceae. The transcript is spliced from 7 exons. The record is from RefSeq and is a predicted model, not a curated record. The coding region runs from base 1 to 1893 and encodes 630 amino acids.